CAGGCUUCAUUUUUUCCAUCUCUCCAGCCAUGGUCGUGCUCACCGUCCAACCUACGUCGCCAGACAAGACCAUACGCAAAACAAGGAGGAAGGAGUCGAAGAAAAAGACCCCCGCUGCUCCACCGGCUGACACGGACGUCGCAAUCGACUCCGAUGGGGAAGAUGGCCCGACGGCAUCCACCUCGGCCCAUCCUCCCCCAAUUACCGCCUCCAACGCAGACGACGACGAAAUCAUGAUCGACGCCGAUUUUCCGGUCCCAUCAGAAUCCUCCGCCCCCGUAUUCUCCGCCCUUCCUGCCGAUGCAGGGAAAUCAGCCCUGAAAUCUGAGACGCGGAGGAUACCCAUUCCCCCGCACCGAAUGACACCCCUGAAGAAAGAGUGGGUCAACGUAUUUGGGCCUCUCACGGAGAUCCUGGGGCUUCAAGUCAGGAUGAACGUGCAGAGGAGAUGUGUCGAAGCGAGGACAUCCAAAGCAACAAAAGAUAUCGGGGCACUCCAAAAGGGCGCGGAUUUCGUAAAAGCAUUUGCUCUCGGUUUCGACGUCAAUGAUGCUAUCGCAUUACUACGAUUAGAUGAUCUAUACCUGGACUCCUUUGAGAUCAAAGAUGUGAAAACUCUCCACGGAGAUCACCUCUCUCGUGCCAUUGGUCGCAUAGCAGGCCAAGACGGCAAGACCAAAUUCACGAUAGAGAACGCCAGCCGGACUCGCAUCGUUCUAGCCGAUACAAAAAUCCAUAUCAUGGGCUCGUUCCAAAACAUCAAAAUCGCCCGAGACGCAAUCGUUUCGCUCAUUCUCGGCUCUCCGCCCGGGAAGGUGUAUGCAGGUUUGCGUACUGUCAGUAGCCGGAUGCGACAACGCGCUCUUUAGGUCUGGUUGAUUGUAAUAUUGCGCUACGAACAGAGAUAGGAGUAACAGAUGAGGUAUAGUAAUGAGAGCUCAAGGGUAUGGUGGUGGAUAGCAAAUGCAAGAAA
Molecule: messenger RNA, 973 nt
Organism: Mycena citricolor
Lineage: Eukaryota; Fungi; Basidiomycota; Agaricomycetes; Agaricales; Mycenaceae
Source: the annotation of a GenBank genome assembly